CUGCAUAUGAAACCCAGGCAGUCCAGUUCAUCAGCUGUCUGGUUUACUCCAGCUUAAUACAGGGUCACUCCUGAAGGAUCCUCUCUGAGAGUCAUUGUAUGUGAAGAUGAUGUCUGCGAGCGCCGUGGCUAAGGUGAUGACCCUCAUGCUGGCGGUUUGUCUCCUUACCCAGGCAGAUGGGAAACCCGUUAAGAAGAGAGCUGUCAGUGAAAUACAGCUUAUGCACAACCUGGGCAAACACCUGGCCUCUGUGGAGAGGAUGCAAUGGCUGAGAAAGAAGCUGCAAGAUGUACACAAUUUUGUUAGUCUUGGAGUCCAAAUGGCUGCCAGAGAAGGCAGUUACCAGAGGCCCACCAAGAAGGAGGAAAAUGUCCUUGUUGAUGGCAAUUCAAAAAGUCUUGGCGAGGGGGACAAAGCUGAUGUGGAUGUAUUAGUUAAGGCUAAAUCUCAGUAAAUGCUGACAUAUUCUAGACCGUGCGGAGCAAUGACAUAUGCUGCUAUCCUUUCAAGCUCCACGAAGAUCACCAAGUGCUAAUCCUUCUACUGUAAUAAAAGUUUGGAAUUUGAUUCCACUUUUGCUCAUUUAAGGUCUCUUCCAAUGAUUCCAUUUCAAUAUAUUCUUCUUUUUAAAGUAUUACACAUUUCUACUUCUCUCCUUAAAUAUAAAUAAAGCUUUAAUGAUCAUGAACCAAA
Rattus rattus (black rat) is the source of this 693-nucleotide messenger RNA. RefSeq names its product parathyroid hormone (gene Pth). The transcript has 3 exons. NCBI's taxonomy places the organism in Eukaryota, Metazoa, Chordata, Mammalia, Rodentia, Muridae. Gene Ontology annotation, cellular component: extracellular region. Gene Ontology annotation, molecular function: hormone activity; parathyroid hormone receptor binding. Gene Ontology annotation, biological process: intracellular calcium ion homeostasis; cell-cell signaling. Bases 107 to 454 code for a protein of 115 amino acids. The record is from RefSeq and is a predicted model, not a curated record.